Messenger RNA from Klebsormidium nitens, 1543 nucleotides. NCBI's taxonomy places the organism in Eukaryota, Viridiplantae, Streptophyta, Klebsormidiophyceae, Klebsormidiales, Klebsormidiaceae. The record is from the annotation of a GenBank genome assembly.
GAGAAGGAUCCCUGAUUCCUAAUAACGUACUGAGAUUUCACGAUGGCGCCGCUUUGCCGUCCUGCCUGGGCUCUUUUACUUGUCGCGGCACUGGCCGCAUGCGUGCUGAUUGGCGCCCAAGCCCAGUCAACGUGCAUUGCGGACCCUCCCAAAGAAACUGGCUGCGAAUAUGCGACCGUCCAAAACCUGGUGCUCGCAGUCGUUCGGGAGAUCCAGUCAGGCACCGACGCUAAGGACGUUUACGCAGAGAUCAAUUCCAAGAGCCCUAAGUGGCAGUUCAACGGCUUCUACCCGUUCGUCAAUGGCGCCAGUUGGCGCCGCGUCGCGCACGCGAACCUGUCCUCUCUCGGGAUGUACUUCGACGAGGCUUUCGAAGACGUGGGGAUCCCUUCGUAUCCCAACAGGCUGCAAGUGUACCAGGGGAUCGCCGCGGCGGGGGGGGGGCUGACCCAAUAUCUCUUCAGGAACGGCAAUCCUCUCUCUCUCAAGAAGGCCUACGUUGGACCACUACUGCCGGACGGAUCCAUCGUCGCCUCUGGCUAUACGGAGAUCGCCCAGUGUACUUAUGCGGCUUACACGGCGUGCAACCCCAUCGCGGCCUACACUCUCGCGACGUACUUCGGGGAGAAGAUCAAGUUCGCGCCUGGCUCAGCGCAGCCCUUGUUCGACGCCACAAACAAGCAGGUCUUUCCGGGCGUAAUUCCUGGCGGCUUUUACGUCGUUGUGCGGGACGCCGAUCCGGCCUCGGGCUACGUUUCCGUGGCGCACGGGGCGGACUUCUCCAAGGCCGGCAAGACACCUGAGCAAGCGGAGGCUCCGGACGUGGCCGCCGCUCUAGUUGCCGGGAUUCAAGCGGGGAUUCCCGCGUGGAUCAGCUACACUCUGAGGGGAUCCCUGAAGUACACGUGGAUCCAGCCCGCCGAGAGCUUGGCAACCGGGAAAAAGUAUUCUGUGCUCGUUGGGUAUCUCGCCGAUUAGGAGUUAUACUCGGUCUGUGUUGAGAACCGGGAGCAGUAAUUUAUGUCCCUCUAUCAGUAAUCUUAGAUAGGGGAGUUCACGGCGCAAAAACUUGUGCGGUGGCUUUGAUAUCUUGAACAAUGUUUUCUACCUGUCUUGGUUGUUGCUCGAGAGUCUUUGAGCGCUAGGAAGAGUAACUAUCCGAUGGUGUGAGAUUGGGCGCUAAAUUGAUGUCAGAGCAAAGUUUUGUCGUCGACAGAGUUGACCAGCGGUUGGAGUCUGAUUGCGGCUUCAAAGCGGUCGAAAGACCAGCGAAUCCGCGGUAAAACUCUACUUCUCCAAGUGUCCAGCAGGACGUUUUUGAGUAGUAGCUGGCCCAGUGUACCAAGUGAAAAGGGCCUUUAAGUUGACGAUUAUCUUCAUGUAAAAAUCCCCUGUGAGUUCAGUUUCGGCAAACACGAUUGUUCCAUCAAAGGUGAUAGGAUGUCGAGAGUCAGCAUCAGUAAUGAGCGGACAUAUCACUGUAUAGUUUGUAGGUGAGAAGCAUUUGCUUGGAAUUAACGGGCCAAUAAUGUUGCCCCAUAUG